Messenger RNA from Malaya genurostris, 638 nucleotides. RefSeq lists its product as uncharacterized. The record is from RefSeq and is a predicted model, not a curated record. NCBI's taxonomy places the organism in Eukaryota, Metazoa, Arthropoda, Insecta, Diptera, Culicidae. The transcript is spliced from 2 exons. Bases 159 to 599 code for a protein of 146 amino acids.
AAACGCGGUCAUAAUUAACGUCAUCACAAUGAACUACAAUCGAUCGAACAUUCGUUAUCAAAAGGAUAUAAAUACCAACGCUUCUAACAGUUACAGUCACAGUCCAUCAGCAACAUCGACCAGCUCAAAUCGUUCACUAAACCGAACCAACUGCGAAAAUGAAGGUUUUUGUUACUUUGUUAUCUCUCUGUUUCGCACUCGCAGCCCAAGGAUCCUACAUUCCUUCAUCAUUGUCUCCUUAUUCGCUCGGCUGGAACUCCUGGAAUGGCUGGAACGACUGGAAUGGAUUGAACAGCUGGGAUGACCACAGUUCGGUUGCCUGGCCAGCAUAUGGAAACUCAUGGUCAUCGGCAGCGUGGCCAGCGGCUUCUCUCUACAACAAGGGCUGGAAUGGAUGGUAUGCACCAAAGACCACCGUCGUUCAGGCCAACAUUGCCAAAGUGAACCCAUGGGGACUUCCCUGGGGAUCAUACGGAAAUGGCUACAACAACUAUUUGGGAGGAGUGCCGGCUGCCAAAUACAUCGCCGCUAAUCCAGGAUCGGUUCAUGUAGCUCCCCUUGUUGGUCAUGCCGUCAACCAGAAAUUGAUUGUUGCUUGAAGAAUAAUUGAUUUUUCAAAUUGAUGAGAGAAUAAAUUG